AUGAAGCUUUCCUGGGCAGUGGGAGCGGCCCUGUUGGGCACCGCUGUGGCCGAUGUCGACCCCAUCAUCAUUAAGGGUUCUAAAUUCUUCUACUCCAGUAACAAUACCCAGUUCUACAUGCGUGGUGUUGCCUAUCAACAGGACUACUCCAGCAACGGCACCACCAAUGGCUCCAGCAGCUACAAGGAUCCCUUGGCCGAUGCUACUGCUUGCAAGCGUGACGUGCCCAUUAUGCAGGAACUGAACACCAACACCAUUCGGGUCUAUGCCAUCGACCCGACUGCCAACCACACCGUAUGCAUGCAGUUGCUGGCCGAUGCAGGCAUCUACGUGGUCUCAGACCUGUCCGAUCCCACCCAGUCCAUCGACCGGAGCGAUCCCACCUGGGAAACUACUCUUUACUCUCGCUACACAGCGGUCAUCGACGAGAUGGCUCAGUAUAACAACACCCUGGGUUUCUUUGCGGGUAACGAAGUCUCCAACACCGUCGCCACGACGGAUGCUAGCGCGUUUGUCAAGGCGGCUGUUCGUGACAUGAAAUCCUAUAUCAAGGAGAAGGGCUACCGCACCAUGGGUGUUGGAUACGCGACCAAUGAUGACUCUACUAUCCGUGUGCACAUGGCCAACUAUUUCAACUGUGAAAGCGAAGAGGACAGCAUCGACUUCUGGGGUUAUAACAUCUACUCCUGGUGCGGUGACUCAUCGUACUCGGCCUCUGGCUACAAGGACCGCACAGAAGAGUUCGCCAACUACUCUGUCCCCGUCUUCUUCGCUGAGUAUGGAUGUAACGAGGUCCAGCCCCGUCAGUUCACCGAAGUCGAUGCCCUGUUUGGUGACAAGAUGAAUGGCGUGUGGUCCGGUGGUAUUGUUUACAUGUACUUCCAAGAAACCAACAAUUACGGUCUCGUUUCCAUCGUCGACAGCACCAGCGUCAGCAAGCUUGCCGACUUCACCUCCUACUCGAAGCACAUCGCCAGCGCCACCCCCUCUGGUGUGAACAAGGCCUCCUAUACCCCUACCAACACUGCCCUGCAGAGCUGCCCCACGGUCAACAGUGCCUGGAGAGCCACCCAGACCCCCUUGCCUCCUACCCCGAACGAGAACCUGUGUGACUGCAUGUCUGACGCCGCCGCUUGUGUCGUGAAGGACUCCGUUUCUAGUGAUGACUAUGCCGACCUGUUCUCUCUGGUCUGCGGGUACACUACAUGCACGGGAGUGUCCCGCAAUGGCACCACCGGAGUCUACGGCGCCUACGGCAUGUGCAGCCCCAAGCAGCAGCUCAACUUCCUCCUCAACAAGUACUACACCGAGCAGAACUCUGCCGCAUCGGCUUGUAGCUUCGGUGGCUCGGCUACCGUGACUUCGACCACUAAGGCCACCGGCACUUGCUCCAGCUUGAUGAGCCAGGCUGGUACUGCCGGUACUGGUACUGUCACUUCCCAGCCCACUGGUACCUCGGGCUCGUCUGCCUCUUCUUCCACCUCGUCUGGUUUGGCCCCUACCACCGGUAGCACUAUGGUGGUUGUUGGAUCUGUUCAGCUGGGCGCGUACAUUGUGACUGCUCUGUGCGCUGCAUUCUUUAUGAUUAUGCUGUAG
Molecule: messenger RNA, 1596 nt
Organism: Aspergillus bombycis
Lineage: Eukaryota; Fungi; Ascomycota; Eurotiomycetes; Eurotiales; Aspergillaceae
Product: glycoside hydrolase family 72 protein
Exons: 4
Coding region: 1-1596 (531 amino acids)
Biological process (GO): fungal-type cell wall (1->3)-beta-D-glucan biosynthetic process
Cellular component (GO): cytoplasm; fungal-type cell wall
Molecular function (GO): 1,3-beta-glucanosyltransferase activity
Source: RefSeq, a predicted model, not a curated record